This is a messenger RNA of Pichia kudriavzevii, 1698 nucleotides long. RefSeq lists its product as uncharacterized. The record is from RefSeq and is a predicted model, not a curated record. Gene Ontology annotation, cellular component: fungal-type vacuole membrane; plasma membrane. Gene Ontology annotation, biological process: transmembrane transport. Bases 1 to 1698 code for a protein of 565 amino acids. Gene Ontology annotation, molecular function: transmembrane transporter activity. Lineage: Eukaryota; Fungi; Ascomycota; Pichiomycetes; Pichiales; Pichiaceae. The transcript has a single exon.
AUGCAGAACUUAGUCCAAUAUGCGAGGAAAACAUCGCAGUUUGUGGACUCACUAGGGGUGGAAACAAAAGGUAUACACAGAUAUCUCCCUAACGAGAGAAACAACGAACAAUCUAUUCGGCCAUAUAUAUCUACCCUUGGCUUAUGGAUUUCCGGAUGUGGUGGAUUGACUGCAAUGUCUUCAUUCUUUUUGGGGCCGCUUUUAUUUGGACUGGGUUACAAAGAUACACUAAUAUGUGGUAUACUGGGGUUACUUUUAGGCUGCUUAUUUGCGGCAUAUUGUGCAACAAUGGGCCCAAGAAGUGGGUUGCGGCAAAUGUGCAGUUCAAGGUACUUAUUUGGCCCAUGGAUGGUUAGAAUAGUGGGAUUGAUUACAAUUAUUGGAUUUUUAGGAUGGAGUGUUACAAAUAGUGUUCUUGGUGGUGAGAUUUUGAAAUGGUUGAGUGGGGGGAAAUUAAGUUUAAGUGUGGGCGUUAUUAUUGUUUGUAUUGUUAGUUUGGUUGUUGCCUUAUUUGGUAUUGAAUAUAUUAUGAUGUUUGAAGGGUUUAUUGGUAUCUUUGUGAUGAUUGUUGUACUUCUACUCUAUAUUAUAAGCGGUAAAGAGUACACUCAAUAUACCAACUUACCAACGAUAGGAACCGACUCUUUGACAAAGAUCGGCAACAGAAUUUCAUUUUUCACCUUGGCGUACUCAACGACAACCACGUGGGGUGGCUGUGCCAGCGAUUAUUAUGUUGUCUUUCCUGAAAAUGUGCCCCAAAGUACCAUAUUUGUGUUUACAUUUUUUAGCAUUGGAAUCCCUUCUUUAUUUAGUGGAGUCAUUGGUAUGUUAAUUGGAAAUGCUGCUGUUGGAAAUAAACUAUGGAACGACACAUAUGAAGAAAAGUCAUUAGGUGGUUUGCUAAAUUUGGUGUUUGAUAGAUGGGGCAAUUUUGGCAAGUUUCUACUUGUUAUUUUGUGGUUGUCUUUAAUCACAAAUAACAUCAUCAAUACAUAUUCGAGUGCAUUAUCUGUUCAGUUGCUAGAUGAUCUAGCAUAUAGGUACCUGCCAAGAUGGUUUAUUGUGAUUAUCAUAUUUGCUAUUACCCUGGUUUGCUCUUUAGUCGGCAGAGACCAUUUUUCAUCCAUCUUGUCAAAUUUCUUGCCAAUGCUUGGCUAUUGGGUCACCAUUUAUUUUAUCUUGUUAUUGGAAGAAAAUGUGAUUUUCAGGUCAACCAGGUUGGUUAAACUAUUUCGAAAAGAACUGUAUGAAGAGCUAUACCUAUCGAGGUUACAAAUGGGAGAAGAUUAUACUACUUCCAACGACAGUGAAAAGGCUGAGGAGUUUCGCAUGGUGAAUAAUACCGUGACUUCUUCUAAUGGCCUGUCACUAUCGUCACCUUCGACUUCCUCAGCCUCCUCAACACUUGUCAAAGGUAAUACAGUUCCACCAUUUUCGACGGUUUCUUCUGUUCCAUAUUACAAUUUUGAGGCAUGGAACGAUAAAUAUGUUCUUACUAAUGGUAUAGCUGCGGUUUUUGCCUUUUGUUGUGGUGUUGCCGGAGCAGUAGUUGGUAUGAACCAAGUUUACUAUGUCGGACCAAUCGCAAAGAUUGUGGGGGAGUAUCAUGCAGAUUUAGGGGUGUUUUUGGCGAUGGGAUUCGCUGGCUUGUCGUAUCCUCCUGCAAGAUAUAUUGAGCUGCUUUACUUCAAAAAAUGA